Urocitellus parryii (Arctic ground squirrel) is the source of this 3047-nucleotide messenger RNA. It is a transcript of the gene Samd4b, whose product is annotated as sterile alpha motif domain containing 4B. NCBI's taxonomy places the organism in Eukaryota, Metazoa, Chordata, Mammalia, Rodentia, Sciuridae. The record is from RefSeq and is a predicted model, not a curated record. Gene Ontology annotation, biological process: regulation of mRNA stability; intracellular signal transduction; nuclear-transcribed mRNA poly(A) tail shortening. Gene Ontology annotation, cellular component: P-body. Gene Ontology annotation, molecular function: protein binding; translation repressor activity; mRNA binding.
GGUGGUCGGUGCGGGAGGAGGGAGGGGAGCUCGCGGGCCAGAGAGGGCGCGACGGCGGCGGCGGUGGCCUGAGGAGGCCCGGGCGGCGGCGGCGGAGGCCGAGGCGGAGCCUGGAGAGGCGUGGCUGGACCAAGACCUCCCCCCAUGUGAGCAGGCCCCCUCCUCCCCUAACCACCCAUUGCCACCACGCCAGGGAACGUCCUCAAGCCCUGGCCCUCAGGGGAGAGCUAACAGGAGCCCAGAGCCGAGACCAUGUGACGGCGCUGGCCCUUGCCACCGCCGUCCCCCCCACCCUGGCCCCAGGCCUGGCACCAUGAUGUUCCGAGACCAGGUGGGCAUCCUCGCUGGCUGGUUCAAGGGCUGGAAUGAGUGUGAGCAGACAGUGGCCCUGUUGUCGCUUCUGAAGCGGGUCACCCGUACCCAAGCCCGCUUCCUGCAGCUCUGCCUGGAGCACUCGCUGGCGGACUGCAAUGACAUCCACCUGCUGGAGUCGGAGGCCAACAGUGCUGCCAUCGUCAGCCAGUGGCAGCAGGAGUCCAAAGAGAAGGUGGUGUCCCUCCUGCUGUCCCACCUGCCUCUGCUUCAACCAGGCAACACGGAGGCCAAGUCGGAGUACAUGAGGCUACUGCAGAAAGUGCUGGCUUACUCGAUUGAGAGCAAUGCCUUCAUCGAGGAGAGCCGCCAGCUGCUCUCCUAUGCCCUCAUCCACCCAGCCACCACACUGGAGGACCGCAAUGCGCUGGCCCUCUGGCUGAGCCACCUGGAAGAGCGGCUGGCUAGUGGCUUCCGUACCCGGCCAGAACCCACCUACCACUCACGCCAGGGCUCAGAUGAGUGGGGGGGGACUGCAGAGCUGGGCCCUGGAGAGGCAGGGCCAGGCUGGCAGGACAAGCCACCCCGGGAAAAUGGACAUGUGCCCUUCCACCCAUCCACCUCGGUGCCGCCAGCCAUCAACAGUAUUGGGAGCAAUGCAAAUACAGGUCUCCCCUGCCAAAUCCACCCUAGCCCACUGAAGCGCUCCAUGUCACUCAUCCCUACRAGCCCUCAGGCCCCUGGUGAGUGGCCAAGUCCAGAGGAGCUWGGUGCUCGGGCUGCUUUCACCACGCCCGACCACGCACCCCUCUCGCCCCAGAGCAGCGUGGCCUCCUCUGGCAGUGAGCAGACGGAGGAGCAGGGCUCCAGCCGGAACACUUUCCAGGAGGACGGCAGUGGUAUGAAAGAUGUGCCCUCGUGGCUCAAGAGCCUCCGUUUGCACAAAUAUGCAGCCCUCUUCUCACAGAUGAGCUACGAGGAGAUGAUGACACUGACUGAGCAGCACCUGGAGUCACAGAAUGUCACCAAAGGUGCCCGCCACAAGAUAGCCCUGAGUAUCCAGAAGCUGCGAGAGAGGCAGAGUGUCCUCAAGUCCCUAGAGAAGGAUGUGCUAGAAGGUGGGAAUCUGCGGAAUGCUCUACAGGAGCUGCAGCAGAUCAUCAUCACCCCCAUCAAGGCCUACAGUGUCCUUCAGGCUACUGUGGCUGCUACCACUACCACCCCUACUGCCAAGGAUGGGGGCCGGGGGGAGCCGCUGCUGCCAGGUGCUGAGCCUCCCCUAGCCCACCCUGGCACGGACAAGGGCACUGAGGCCAAGGACCCUCCGGCUGCAGAGAAGUAUCCCCCUCCACCAGCUCCAGCUCCCACUGAUGGCAGCGAGCCAGCGCCGGCUCCUGUUGCUGACGGAGACAUCCCCAGCCAGUUUACACGGGUGAUGGGCAAAGUGUGCACCCAGCUGCUGGUGUCCCGACCAGACGAGGAGAACAUCACCAGUUACCUCCAGCUCAUCGAAAAGUGCCUGACUCAUGAGGCUUUCACAGAGACACAGAAGAAGCGACUGUUGUCCUGGAAACAGCAAGUGCUGAAGCUCCUCCGGACAUUCCCGCGCAAAGCUGCGCUGGACAUGCAGAACUACCGGCAGCAGAAGGGCUGGGCAUUCGGCUCCAACUCACUCCCCAUAGCUGGCUCUGUGGGGAUGGGGGUGGCCCGACGGACCCAGCGGCAGUUCCCAAUGCCUCCCCGGGCCCUUCCACCUGGCAGGAUGGGUCUCCUGAGCCCCUCGGGCAUUGGGGGUGUCUCCCCUCGACAUGCCCUCACCAGCCCCAGCCUCGGGGGCCAGGGCCGACAGAACCUGUGGUUUGCCAAUCCUGGAGGCAGCAACAGCAUGCCCAGUCAGAGCCGCAGCUCCGUGCAGCGAACCCACUCGCUCCCAGUCCACUCGUCACCCCAGGCCAUUCUCAUGUUCCCUCCAGACUGCCCGGUCCCUGGGCCUGACCUGGAGAUCAAUCCCACCCUGGAGUCUCUGUGUCUGAGCAUGACAGAACACGCCUUGGGUGAUGGGACAGACAAAACCUCCACCAUCUGACAGGACCCACAGCCCAGCGCACCCAUAGGCUCCCCGGGCGGCGGGCGGGGGCCAACCCCCAACGGGCUUCUCUGCGGCAGCAAGAGGGUGGGCUGGCUCAGCUAUACAUUCUAAUAUUUUUCUACUCUCUCACCCUUUUAACUUUUGUUUAACAUUGGCACAUGCCUUGCUCACUCCCAGGCCCGUUGAGGGAUCUCUGCUGAGGCCAGGGGACUGAGGGGGCUGCCAGGAUCAAAGGGGCAGGGACUGGUCAGAGUGCCUGCCCCAUCUUCCCUCCCAUAUCCCCCACCUGGGCCUGUCCCAACCCUGCCUCUUCCAGACUGCUGAUCACCUGUCCCUCCCCAAGGGAGCAGACUCCCAGACAAACUGACCGCUACCUUGUGGAGCCUGCUCAGAAACCUUUGAUAUUGAGGGACCAAUGAGCAGGGUUGACAACCCCCUCCCCAUGAUGUUACUGGAGAGGAGCUGGGGAGAAAAAGAGUGAGGAGAGGAAGUGCUCUUCCUCCCCUCUCCAUGUCUGCCCUUCCCCAUUCCCAUCAUUCCCUAAGGACAGGAACCACAUUCCUCUCUCACCUCCUCUUGCCCUGUUUAUCAGAGGUUCUCUACAAUUAAUUUCUUAGGCCUAUUUAAGAUACAUAUUUAUAUAGUU